Molecule: messenger RNA, 2032 nt
Organism: Hevea brasiliensis (rubber tree)
Lineage: Eukaryota; Viridiplantae; Streptophyta; Magnoliopsida; Malpighiales; Euphorbiaceae
Exons: 2
Coding region: 150-1643 (497 amino acids)
Source: RefSeq, a predicted model, not a curated record
CACCAUCUAUCCUUUCUGGUACCAGUUUUGACCCCUCUCUCUCUCUCUCUCUCUCUCUCUCUCUCGUCUCUGCGAUUCAUUUCAGACUGAAGAUCAAAUCCCAAGCCUGAUAUGUUAUCCAAGCACCCUUUCACUACUCCAAAUCCAAGAUGAGAACCCUCAACAACAGCGUUGACACCAUCAGCGCCGCCGCCACUGCCAUCGUCUCCGCCGAGUCUCGUGUCCAGCCAACUGCCGUUGAGAAAAGAAGAUGGGGAGGGUGCUGGAGUCUGUACUGGUGUUUUGGUUCUCAUAAAAAUAGCAAGCGAAUUGGUAAUGCUGUUCUUGUUCCUGAACCAGGGGCACCGGGAGCUGUAGUUACUUCAGCUGGAAAUCAAACACACUCGACUGCCGUUGCAGUUCCUUUUAUUGCUCCUCCCUCUUCUCCUGCUUCAUUCCUCCAAUCUGAUCCCCCUUCUGCCACCCAAUCACCUGCAGGAUUGCUCUCUCUUACUUCCCUUUCAGUGAAUGCCUACUCCCCAGGUGGACCUGCAUCCAUUUUUGCCACAGGUCCUUAUGCUCAUGAAACCCAGCUAGUUACUCCACCUGCAUUUUCUGCCUUCACCACUGAACCAUCCACUGCUCCUUUUACACCGCCUCCUGAAUCUGUUCAGCUGACGACACCUUCUUCGCCGGAGGUGCCAUUCGCUCAACUCCUGACGUCUUCUUUGGAGCGUGCUCGAAGAAAUAGCGGGACCAAUCAAAAGUUUGCAUUGUCCCAUUAUGAAUUCCAGUCUUAUCCGCUGUACCCAGGAAGUCCUGGUGGUCAGCUCAUCUCACCAGGCUCAGUUAUCUCAAAUUCAGGCACUUGUUCUCCUUUCCCUGAUAAGCACCCCAUUCUUGAGUUCCGUAUGGGGGAAGCUCCCAAGGUCUUGGGCAUUGAGCAUUUUAAUACUCGUCAACGGGGCUCAAGAUUGGGUUCUGGAUCUUUGACGCCAGAUGGAUUGGGGCUAGGUUCAAGGCUUGGUUCUGGUUCUGUGACUCCAGAUGAUGGUGUGGGGUUAGGUUCAAGGCUUGGUUCUGGAUCCCUGACUCCGGAUGGUGUGGGGCAUUCAAGGCUUGGUUCAGGAUCUUUGACACCUGAUUGUGUGGGGCCUGCCUCUCGAGAUGGUGUCCUGGAAAAUCAGAUUUCUGAGUUUGCAUCUCUUGCAAACUAUGAAAAUGGAUCUAAAAAUGAUGAAACUAUAGUUGAUCACAGAGUCUCAUUCGAGUUGAGUGGUGAAGAGGUUGCACGUUGUCUUGAAAGCAAGUCAAUGCAAUCAUGUAGAAUGUUCCCAGAAUGCUCACUGGACAGCAUGUCAGAGGACUGCAUAAAAAGUGGGAAGAUGCUAAUGAAUAGUGAAAAUUGUUUACAUAUCAGGGAAACUUCCAAUGAAAUACCUGACAAAUCUUCAGGAGAAAUGGAAGAGGAGCACUACUAUAGAAAGCAUCGUUCUAUCACUCUUGGGUCAUUAAAAGAAUUCAACUUUGAUAAUUUGAAAGAAGUGCCUGAUAAACCCACAAUGAGCUCUGAGUGGUGGGCUAAUGAAACAAUUGCUGGGAAGGAAGCUAGGCCUGCCAACAACUGGACUUUCUUCCCAUUGUUACAGUCAGAAGUCAGCUGACAUUGAAACUUUGCAUAAUGGCUUCCCCUCUAUACUUGUAUGAUCAACAGGUUUGCUUUACUGAAUGCCUAACUUGUCAGAUGUAAGUCUGAAGCGCAACGGUGUUUUGGAUACAGUUCACCAGCCCUGGGGUCACAUGAGGAUAUAAAAAGGAAUUAAGCCGUGGUGAUCCAAACAACAAGUGCUCAGAAAAUAGUUUGUAGGGAUCAUUAGUGUGAGAACUAAUAGAGCAUUCUUUUUAAUUAUUUUGUUUCUAGUUUGAUGUUAUACAAAAAUAGCAUUUGCAUAUAGUGAUGUGUUCUGGAUUGUUUUUCCUUUUCUUGUGUAAUAAUGGAAAAAAAAAAGAGUACUUUCGUUAUACAAGAACCUGGGAGUCGAUGAUGGUCGAA